Molecule: messenger RNA, 2607 nt
Organism: Penicillium canariense
Lineage: Eukaryota; Fungi; Ascomycota; Eurotiomycetes; Eurotiales; Aspergillaceae
Product: decapping enzyme complex catalytic subunit DCP2
Exons: 2
Coding region: 1-2607 (868 amino acids)
Biological process (GO): deadenylation-dependent decapping of nuclear-transcribed mRNA; nuclear-transcribed mRNA catabolic process, nonsense-mediated decay
Cellular component (GO): cytoplasm; P-body
Molecular function (GO): 5'-(N(7)-methylguanosine 5'-triphospho)-[mRNA] hydrolase activity; manganese ion binding; RNA binding
Source: RefSeq, a predicted model, not a curated record
AUGACCGAAUCAAAGAUGCAACUAGAAGACUGGCUGGAUGACUUAUGUGUUCGGUUUAUCAUUAACCUGCCCCAUGAAGAGCUCGAAUCCGUGGAACGAAUCUGUUUCCAAGUCGAAGAGGCGCAAUGGUUCUACGAAGAUUUCAUUCGGCCUCUUGACCCGGCGCUGCCCUCCCUUUCGCUCAAGGCGUUCAGCUUGCGCAUCUUCCAACACUGUCCUCUCAUGUCGCAAUGGUCCCACUACCAUCAUAUGGCCGCCUUCUCGGAGUUUUUGGCUUACAAGACGCGGGUUCCGGUCCGCGGUGCAAUUCUGCUCAACGAAGAAAUGGAUUCAGUGGUCCUGGUGAAGGGAUGGAAGAAAGGCGCGAAUUGGAGUUUUCCACGAGGCAAGAUCAACAAGGGCGAGCCCGACUUGGACUGUGCGAUUCGUGAAGUCUAUGAGGAAACUGGGUUCGAUGUUCGUGCGGCCAAUCUGGUGAAAGACGAAGACUCUGUAAAGUCUAUCGAGGUCACCAUGCGAGAACAGCACAUGCGACUCUUUGUUUUCCCCGGUGUCCCUUGCGAUACACAUUUUGAACCACGGACUCGCAAGGAAAUCAGCAAGAUUGAAUGGUAUAAGCUGUCGGAGCUGCCGACUCUUAAAAAGAACAAGCAAUACGACGAAGGAAUGGCCGUGGCCAAUGCAAACAAGUUUUACAUGGUUGCACCUUUCCUGCACCCGUUGAAGAAAUGGAUUGCGCACCAGAAGAGACUCGCGGCCAAAGAUCAGAUAGGCAUGAAGUCAUCUCUGCAAGCCGAAGGUUAUGCAUCCGUGGAUGAGAAUGGUCGUCGGGCCGAUUUCGCUGCCUACGGAGGCGGGGUCAGUGACCUUCCUGAAGUCAAUUCAAUGGCUUCGAUGCCGGACGCUUCCUCUCACAUUAAGCAACUGCUUAAAAUCAGCGGAGAUCUCCCAACACCCGCGGAGGUGCAAGCUCCUCCGCCUACUCAACCCGCUGUUGUGGAUCAGACUAAGUCGAACGCGCUUCUAGCCCUCCUCAGGACGGGCUCGCAAGAUGUCGCUCCUCAAGUGCAGAAGGAAACCAUGACUCCGCCGGCCUCACUUCCCUCUGGUGUACUUGCUACUGCUCAGCCACCUCACUUGGCGCCCAAUUUCUUCCCCGGAUUCCCUCAGCAACAGUAUCACAUGGCACCAUCGAAUUUCAUGCAACAAACCUCCGUGCAACACCUACCUAGGCAGCCGCUGGCAACAGUCCAGCGUCCUAUCCAUGCCGCCCAGCACCAUCCAAUCCCUACACCUGGACAGCCUGAGCUACAAGGUUCAUCUACGAUACCCAGAUUAACCCAAAUGCCCCGGCCGGACUAUCAGGGUCUCUACCCUCAAUCUCCACUUCCAAAUGUUGCGCCUUCGAGAACUGCGGUUGCUCCAUUCCAACAGACUGGUGACCCCCAAUUCUCCCAGCCGACACAGCCGUCUCAAGUACCGGGUGCGAUUGUACCGCCAGCCAGCAAGCUACCUCCACCGAAGCUUACUAGCCACUCCCUCGCGCUUCUGGGUUUCUUCAAGGAUGAAAGCAAGACCCCCAAGACCCACCAUGCUGCUCCAGUACCUGUUCCUGCUCCUGUACCAAUUCCCGAGCCUGUGCCUGUGCCGGGUGCUAGUCAGGAACGCAAGACAUCUCAUCAGGACAGUCUUUUGGACUUGUUCAAAGGGCCAAGAGGUACACCUAGAUCUCAACCAGUUGAGUUGUUAGGUCAACCUAUCCCUUCAGCGUCGCCUGCAGGAAGACAGAUCCUUCAAAGGCCGCCAAACCAGAUGGGCCACGACGUGCAGCGCGGUCCAGCGGGAUCAAAAUCUCAGACGGGUGCAGCCCAUACUUCAGCUACCGUGUCCGGGCCUUUGAACAUGCCACAGUCUGCGGCAAUUCCGAAAUUGGCGACCAAGAAGGUGGUCAAUGGAUCGAAUCGUCGAAGCAAUUCAAACCGUCGCGAACAAACGCAAGUACAGCCACUUUCCUCGCCAAUUACUAUUCUGCCUCGGCCGCAGAUCGCAAAGCGGGAUGUGUCUACCACGGGACCCCAUGUUCAGCCCGUCCAGGCUCCGUCUCAACAGCAGGUCUCUCAGCCUGCAGCUCCCGAACCAGUGAAGCCAUUCCAGCCGCAGAUUUUGCGUCGCUCUGAGAAGACAGGCUAUGAGAACCUGUUGAUGGGCACCCCCAAGACGAAAAGCUUAGAUCCCAAGCCAAGUCUUCCUGGUUUGCAGACACACGCUGCGGAGCUAGCGCCGAAGACAAAUUAUGAUCGCCGGCCUAGCCAAACUCCUGCACAGAAAGAGGCACUCCUCUCACUCUUCGGCAAGCCUCAAGAAUCUCCCUCUUUGGCAUCAGCAGUGCAGCUUGAUUCCCAGACUAUCAACCGACCGCUCAAUGUGUCCGGUCUUGUCAGCCCGCUUUCAUCCUUGCAAUUCCCCAGCAGCGGCGAGUCGAUUUCUCGCCAUGGAACACCCUCUGAAGGCGAACAGGACCCUUCUAGCGCCAACCGAGUCUCAUCACCGAGCAACAAGGCAUUUUUGCUUGGCUACCUGCAGGGAGUUGCUAAGGGAGGCAAUUGA